Chaetomium strumarium is the source of this 2218-nucleotide messenger RNA. RefSeq names its product polysaccharide lyase family 4 protein. Gene Ontology annotation, molecular function: carbon-oxygen lyase activity, acting on polysaccharides; carbohydrate binding. The coding region runs from base 283 to 1902 and encodes 539 amino acids. Gene Ontology annotation, biological process: pectin catabolic process. The transcript is spliced from 3 exons. Lineage: Eukaryota; Fungi; Ascomycota; Sordariomycetes; Sordariales; Chaetomiaceae. The record is from RefSeq and is a predicted model, not a curated record.
UGGAUCAAAAACACAUCAGGGCGCCCCUAUGAUAAGACGCACCCCGCUGAAUGCAACAUCGGGAAAGCUGUUGCGACUUGAGAUCCCGGGAUUCGGUCCCAGUUCCGCCAAUCAGCGGCUCUGUACGAUAUUGGCGCGGCAUAAGGCUCUCCUGAAUACUUCUCUCUUCAGGUGGCCAUAGCCAAGCUUGAAAAGAUGGCUUCUUCGGUCGAUCACAUCCCGACCUUAGCACGUUCCUGGAGAGCCACGGCGAGCUGAGCCUGGCCUGAGUACGUUGCCAACAUGGAGCUCCGGUCCUUCUUUCGUUUCUUCGCCCUCUCUGCUUCCGUCUUCGCUCCAGGUGCCCUUGCAGCGUUUGGCUAUACGUCGUCUGGUAACAACUUCGUCAUCGAUGCCGGCUCUGCCAACCCCUUGGUCUUCUCCGUGAGCAAGUCUAGCUGUGAUAUCAACUCGAUCAAGUACCGCGGCACCGAACUUCAGUAUGGCGGCAAGGGCAGCCACAUCAGCUCCGGCCUCGGGUCGGCAACUGUCUCGGUCAGCCAGAUCAGCGGGUCGUCCAAGUACAUCAAGGUCACAUGCGUGACAUCGACGCUGACCCAGUACAUGGUCGUCCGGGAAGGCGAGAGUAUCAUCUACAUGGCCACGUACAUCACGGCCGAGCCUUCGAUUGGCGAGCUGCGCUUCAUCGCGCGUCUCCUGCCCGACAGGCUACCGUACGAGUACCCCUACGGCGAGGUUUCGACCACGGCCGGCUCCAGUUCGACGGUGGAGGGCUCGGACGUCUUCGUGGUCAACGGGCAGACGAGAUCCAAGUUCUACUCGUCCACGAGGUUCAUUGACGAGGAUUCGCACUGUGUCUACGGGGGCAGUGACCUGAUCCACGUCUGCAUCAUGACGCCGCAGCAGGAGUCUUCCUCGGGCGGGCCCUUCUUCCGCGACAUCGAUUCUAACAACGCCGGCGAUUCCACCAACCUCUACAACUACAUGAACAGCGGCCAUGUGCAGACCGAGGCGUUCCGCACGGGCCUGCACGGUCCGUACGCGAUGCAGUUCUCGCGGUCCGGGAUCCCCAGUGUGAAGAGCCUUGAUGUCUCCUGGUUUGGAGAGGUCUCCGUCACGGGCUAUGUGCCUGCAUCUGGCCGCGGGACCGUCAAGGGAACGGCCACCGGUGUGCAGAGCGGCAUGCAGGGUGUUGUGCACUGGUACAACAGCGCGGCGCAAUACUGGGCCAAGACGUCCUCGAACGGUGCCUUCACCUCGCCGCUGAUGAAGCCGGGCACUUACACCAUGGUGCUGUACCAGACGGAAUUCAAGAUCGCCACCAGCACCGUCACAGUCUCGGCCGGGAAGACCACGACGCAGAACAUUGCCGGCACUUUCAACACAUCGCGCAACACGCUCUUCCAGAUCGGCGACUACGACGGCCAGCCGACGGGCUUCCGCAAUGCCGACAAGUUCCUCCGGAUGCACCCAUCCGACAGCCGCAUGGACAGCUGGGGCCCCCUGACGUACACGGUCGGCAGCUCGAAGCUCUCCGACUUCCCCAUGGCCGUCUUCCAGGCCGUCAACAACCCCGUCACCAUCAAAUUCAACCUUGCCAGCGCCCCCGGCGCCGCCACGCUGCGCAUUGCCACGACCCUCAGCUUCGCAGGGAGCCGGCCCCAGGCGACCGUCAACGGCUGGACGGGGCCCGCGCCAGCGGCACCCACCAAGAUCGACAGCCGCGGCGUCACCAGAGGCGCCUACCGCGGCCAUGGAGAGGUGUACACCGUGAGCAUCCCCGCCGGCACGCUAGUGGCUGGUAGCAACACCCUCACCAUCCGCUCCCUGUCUGGCAGCAGUGGAACCACGUUCCUGAGCCCCAACUUUAUCUUUGAUGCUGUUGAGCUCUACACAGCCUAGUUCUGCUGCUUCAAGGAUGUGGGAGGUGGCUCUGUAACCGAAUCUGGGGCCCUAACACUUCCAGGAAUGCUUCUUGUAUAUAGAUUUGAGUUUGACAUUACCAUGUCAGUAUCUAGUAAUCCACGUCAACGUGUCGAAGAGGGUUUCACUUUGUCCUGGGCUGGUAUUGCCACCGUUGUGCAAGCGUCUCCGUACCAGUUUUUCCCUCUUCCCCCCCUUUCUCUCUUCUUUUUUGUUUCACCGUUCUACCCAAGACAAUGCGCUCUGACUUACUGGUAUUAGACGGUGUAUAUCAAGCAUUCUGGAGAUGACUAAC